CCUGUUGCACCAGUGCAGCAGUGUAGCGAAAAAGAACAAGCCAAUUCUAACUUAUUACACCAGUGCAGCAGUGCAGCGACGAAGAAUAGGCCUCAGAUUCCAUGUUGCUAAUGUUAUUGCGGGUAAGAUAAAGUGUAGUUUGCGCUUUUUUCAACACAGAGCUACGACGAGGGUUGCGCGAUCGCGCGAUGUGGUGAGUGACGCUCGCGGCGAGAGACAGCAUCCGUAUGCUGUGCGUUCACCGCCAGGCCCGAUGGCGAAACCGGAGCGGCUUCGCUUCACAAUUCUCGAUGACCUGAUACUGCUGCGGGAAGUAUCGCAGCAGAAUCCGUACGAGGAGAGCGACAGGUGGAAGAUCGUCGCCGAGCGAGUUGUGAGCGCGACGCAGAAAAACUUUAGCCUACGCUGCGUCAAGGAACACGUCGAUCACUUGCUGAAAAUCUGGGCCAGGGAGGGCCGCGCGGACUUGAGAAAUUGUAGACCAGGGACCGAACAACAGUAUAACGAGAAGGAAGAACUCCUACAGCAGGUGCAAGACUUACAAAGGGAGUUUAGGCGCACCAGCAAAGGCUCAAAUGCACAGAAGUCAAGAAUACAAAAGGAUGUGAAAUUAGAGAACAUUUCUGAUACUUUAGAAGUGAUAAUAGAGGAACCAACAAUGGUAACAUCUAUACCUUCGUCAUUUAUGUCUUCAACAUUGUUACCGCUUGCUUUACCAUCUCCAACCUCAUCGUCUUCAUCUUUGUCAUCGACUCGGUCGGCAGAACUUGUUGACUCGCUGCGGAUCUCGCCGACCACGUCAUCGAGAACAGGUGGUCCAAUAAGGAAUAAAGUGCACCACAAUGCAUUGAAAAAAUCAACGUUGAACUUUUUACAUGAAAGACAUAAGAAAGAUGUGGAAUUUCAAGAGAAGCACUUACGUCUGGAGGAGAGGAGAAUUCAACUUGAGGAAGAAAAAUUUAGGAUGGAAAGAAAGGAACGUGAGGCGAGACUUGAACUGGAAAUUGAAGAAAGGAGACAAAAAAUUGCAAUGUCCAAACAGAAACAGGAGAUUUUGGAAAUAUUGUUACAACUAAUACAUAAACCUUGAUUAUUUUUUUAAGUGAUAGCUUUUCUUUGUGUUAUUGAUUUAUAAAUAAAUAAUAUUGCUUAAAAAAUGUAUAGGGUUAUAUUAUAUUUUUUGUUAUUAUAAAUUACUUAUGUAUAGAUAUUCUUCUUUUAGUGCCAUGACCAUAAUGAUUAUAGGCGAUCCCGCAGUGUAUUUCUGUGAUGUGCGCUUUCUACAAUUUAUAGAGAUAUGUGGGACCUACAGCUUAAUGCCAAACGGCCUAUAAUAAAGAGAUUUUCCUGCGCAAGAUACUCUCGAUGGCUUGCCAUUGCCUUCCGAAAGGUAGCAAUCGAAUAAUCAGAUUAUUCUUACCGGGAUUUGAAUCCGGAUCUCUGGCACAGAAAGUAAACGUACAACUCACUGGGCCACGAUUGCUACAGAUUAUUAUAGAUUACUUGUGUAUGGGUAUGUGUACGUGCAUAUGUAUAUAUGUAAAUGAUAAAAUUUUGAUUAAAUAAAAAAAUUUUUUAAUAUAAAUAA
Messenger RNA from Monomorium pharaonis (pharaoh ant), 1588 nucleotides. Its product is annotated as stress response protein NST1. Bases 254 to 1090 code for a protein of 278 amino acids. The transcript has 2 exons. The record is from RefSeq and is a predicted model, not a curated record. Lineage: Eukaryota; Metazoa; Arthropoda; Insecta; Hymenoptera; Formicidae.